UGGUGCGACGAAAAUCAUUUUGUUGACCCGAUCUACGCAGAUGACGAUCUCUCUCACCCUUAUCCCUUCGGUUUCUCUGAUCGAAAAGAAAGAACGUAUACUCCAUUGUUUCAAUCCUCCUCUAUCAAUAAUUUGUUUCAAUCAAUCAAUACCCCUUCAUUAUGGUUUCGUUUCACCUCCCUCUUUUCCUCCUCUUAUAUAGACUGAUCUUUCUUCUCCGUGGAAACCAAAACCCUAGGAAAAAUCAGAUCUCUAGCUAUGGCGAUGAAACGAAAUGGAAAGUCUCCUGCCUCUUCCGACUCUGAGGAAAAAGUGAUGUUCUUCAGAGAUGUCUCUCUAGGUCCCCAUGAAACCCGUCUGCGCUUUCGCCUCAUCCAUUUCUGGGAGGCUCAGAACCCGGUGAAGAAGACCCUUAUUGGCCUGGAGAUGCUUCUCAUCGACGAGCAGGGAACUGUCAUUCAAGGAUUCAUCCCACCUGGACGUAUCAAGAAGUACUUGCCUGAUAUGAAGCGAGGUUCAGUUUACGAACUCAUGAACUUUUACGGCUCGAAGAACAAACCGAUGUAUCGGGUUGCUGAUCAUAUCGCAACCGUGUCCUUCGCAUGGAACUCUGAGUUGUCGGUUCUUCACGACAUUCCAAUCCCUUUUGAUGAAGACCGUUUUAGGAUGCAUUCGUAUGAGGAUUUUGAGGCCAACUGUGAUCUGAAAGGUGAUCUGUACGAUGUUCUUGGCCACAUGAAGCUGGUCGAUGGACAGAGUAUUACGGAGCGUCCCGUUAUUGAUGAAACGAAGCUUGCUACAACUCGGCACAUUAUGAUUCAUGUGCAAUCACAUGAAGGACCUGUCAUGAAGCUCUACCUCUGGGACCAGGCAGCAACAGAUUUCUGCAAGAAGUUUAAGUCCUAUGAAAACACCCCCACAGUUCUUUUGGUCACAGCCGUUAAUACUAAACGGCUCGGAGGUACCCUGGCACUGAGUUCUAUGUCUCCCACACGGGUUUUCAUGGACUAUGAUGUCCAACCAACAAUUGAUUACAUAGCCUGGCUCUCCUCGAACCCAGAGAUUGCUAAGCAGGUUAGUGCAGAGGUGGUCACUAAGCGGGAGACGAUGACUAUAUCUGACAUAUUCUCUUACAUGACUCUGGAAUCUGCAAAGACUGCCUUCUUUGAGUGCACUGCUACUAUUGAUGAUGUGGUUCAAGGAUCUGCUUGGUACUAUAUUGCAUGCACUGGGUGUCACAGUAAGGCUACGAAAGGCUCAAACUCAUUGAUCUGCACUAACCCAAGAUGUGUGAAGGAUACCACAGCUGGAGUUGCACAGUACCGUGCAAAGAUUUCGGUUUAUGACAGCAGUGAACAAGGUUUUUUUGUCCUGCUCGGUGAUGCUGGUUUCCAGUUGACUGGGAGGCACGCAUCUGAGUUGGUCAGCAGCUACUUUGAGGCCAAUAAAGACAAAGGCCCUGACCAUGAAGUGCCUGUCCCGGAUGCUCUGAUCAGCAUUAUCGGACAGACCCAUAAGUUUUGUGUGAAAGUUACAGACCACAACUUCUCUGGCAAUACCCGAGCUAUCACUGUCACCAAGAUCCUCCCUCUAGAGACACCAUCACCCACAGAAGACUCUCUUGGAGACGCCAUUGCUGCAACGUCCAUGGAAGCAGUGCAGACUGGAAGGGACGUGUGUGAGCCUUCAAAAAGCUGUGGAGAUUCUGCAGAUGAAGAGAGUAAGAGAACGUUUGACAGUGGUGAACCAGAGAAAGUCAAACGGGCAAGAUGUGAGAAAUGAUGAUUCAGUUCGAUGAUGCUCAAGGCUUUGCAUUGAGAUUCAAGUAUUCUGUUGGUUUUUGAAAGUUUGCUUCAGUUUAAGUACUAUUUUGGUUUUUAUCAAGACUUUGCUUUGUUUCAUUUCAUUUCAGACUUUGGCUUUCAAUUGAUUGAACUAUCCUUCUUAUAUAGUUUUGUCAUAGCGAUUGUUUUCAUGAUUUGAAUUCGUUUAUAUAGACCAACUAAUUUGGCCUCAAAAAUAUCUCGCCAAACUUGAUUAUUUCCAUAUCCCAUAUACAAUUUGAACUCUACGUAGCAUCAUACACGCGCAUCACACCGCAGGAAAAUCUUAGACUAUGUUAUAUUUUUGAAAGUUAUUAAAAUCGAAUAUUUCAUAUGAUCCUGUAUUUAUGUCAAAAUCUCAUUUAAAUAGGAAAGUAGUAAAUUCAUUCGACCAGUAAUUAUAUUCUUUGACUAUAACCUUUCAAAGGGAAGAAAAAAAGGAAAGGUAAAUCAAACUCUUCCAAAAUUCAUAUUCUCUUGCGUUAGAAAGAAAAAGAGUUGACAAAGACGAAGACCUCAUCUGUUUCUUCUACACUUCCAAGCAGCAUUCGUCUGAAGUAAACUGGUCGUGCGGAUCUCUGUUUUAGCGGUAUGGAUAGCUUCCCCAAUAACCAGCCCAUUGAAGCGUCAGGUAAAUACCAAAUCUCCUGUAUGUGUAUCUCAAAUAAAGAAAAUUAGAAGCAUCUCUGUAUAUUAUCUUUUGGGUCAAAAUUAGUUUGUACGAAGAGUAUGUAUAUUCAAACCAUGUUUAACCACAAAUUGAUUUGGGUGGUGGUUCUACUCAUUAAGCAUAGGAAAUUGCAAAGCAACAUUAUAAUUCAAAAUUUUUUAUAUAAGAACUACCCAUAACGUUACAUUUUUUAUUCUAUCUAAGUUCUAUACACGUUUUUGAAAGACUAAAUAACACUAUAUCAUUCUUAUAAUUACUUACGUUCUUUAUUACGUUGGAAUUAUUUCUUAUGAGUAUAAAGAACAAUUCUAUAGUCAAUGAUAUUUAAUUGUUAGGUGACAGAUUUAUAUAUAAAGCAUAUACUCGUUCUAAUCAUUAAGCAUAAAUAACACAAUAUCAUUUUUUGGUCUUUUAUAUAAGAGCUACCCAUAACGUUACAUUUAGAGAUUAUGUUUCAUAAAAUAACCAGUAUAUUGUAUGCUUAGUGCCUUUGUUUAGAAAGACAAUCUUUAAUUGUUAGACAGCUAUAGCCAUAUAUUUAACUAUGACGAACGUUAGUUUCGAUUUUUCACAACUAAAAUAUAUAUAUAUUAGUUUCUAAGUCUUCACAGCAAUAUGUCUCGAGUUUUUUUAAACUGGAAAUUUACGGAACUGAAAGUUAUAUAUGUAUUUAACUUAGAUCAGGAAUAAUAUAUAUAUAUAUAUAUAUAUAUAUAUAUAUAUAUAUAUAUAUAUACGGUAUUUGUUUAUUUAUUCAUUCAGGAUAUUUUUUGAAUAUUGUUGUCUUACCGUUUUAUUCAAUAAUUUUUAUACAUUGUUUUUUUUUUUGUAAAUUUUCCCUUUUAUAUAGUUUAUAACUAAUCUAAAACAAAUAUUAACUAUUCAUAGUUUGCUUAUAAAUCUCGGAUAAAAUUAAAGCUGAAAGAAAAUAAACUAACCAUCACACGUAACUUAUAAAAAUAACAUUGAGGAAAAAAUGCUCAUUCACACCAACGUUAAAAGACAAAAAAAUUAUAUAUUUAAACCCACUUUAUUUACCACAUUCCGACAAAAACUUGACCCCACACAAAUAUCUCAACAAUGAGUGACAUACCACUUAUAUCUCAUAGAAUCUCGCAUCAAAGAAGAUCUACAGGUGAAAACCCGAAACAAACCCUCCAAGUUUACAAUAUUAAAAAUAAAAACCAUUUUAGUAACUAUAUUUAUACGUUUGUUUCGGUAGCAUUAAUCUGUGAAGAAAAUCAGAUUUUCACUAUCUGGCUGUAUCUUAUUACUAUUUUUAAAUCGUAAAUCUUUUAGUGACAUCUUCCAUGCAACACAUUCCUCAAAGAAUCCACCAACUUAAAGAAGGGUUUUCAAUGCGUCCUAUCAUCGUAUGUAUAAGAAAUGUUUGGGACAUCAAAAAACACCAAACAGAUAGUACUCGAACUUCCAUCGGCUUCAUGUGCUACGACCACAACGUAAGCCUUCUUUAAACUUCUAUAUAUAUAUACAUAUACUUAUAUAUUUUCCAAUCCACCAUAUUUGAUUUAAACUACUCACUGCUUGCUUAAUUGGUUCGGCCCAACAAAAUAUUUUUCACACUCAGGGACAACUAUUAGAAGGUCGGGUCACCGGAGAUAUUCAGCCGAAUGAUUCAAAAAACUUAACCGAAGGAGAUAGUUAUGACUUCUCGGGAUUUUAUGUCAUACACAAUUCACGACAACGGAAACUCACCCAACUGCCCUACUAUAUUCAGAUCGGCCAAAGGACAACCGCAUUGAAUGUUACACUGGAUGGUCCGAUGUUUUCAGUUCACAGUUUGUCACCUCAGAAAUACACAAAUCUAUUACGGUUAGCCAAUACACCCACAUACUUACCAGGUAAGUAUGUCAUUCCAACAUUAGUUAAAUAAAUAUGUAUAUUUAUUUUAAAAUCAAUGUGCAGAUGUCGUCGGACAGAUAGUCAUAAUACAAAAAAUAAAACCUGAUCACCCAGAACUCAAUAUUGAUGCUACGAUUGGCCUACGGCUGAACAGGUUAGUCUAACACAAUAGUUAAAAACAAAUUAAUUAUUAUUUUCAUACCACAUCUUUAUCUCAGGUCAACGAUUGUUAAACUCAUAUUGUGCGACCAGCAAGCAGCAGAUUUCAGCAUCCUACAAAGCAAGAAGAAUAGAAAAUUUAAAGUUAUGCUUAUCACAAGCGUAAUUCCUAAAAUAAUCCAAGGUAAAUAUUUCAAAUUAACACAUAAAAAAAUAAUACAUAUAUGAAUAUUUCUCUUAUCAACAUAAAAACAAUACCCAAUAUUUGCAGGCAAACUUAUACUCCAUUCAUCACCAGCAACAGUUUUCUACUUCAACAAAUCAAUUGAUUACAUAAAGGAUUUCAAAAGGCGAAUUAGAGAUUAUGCAAAAACAUGCAGCACAGAGUGACCUUCCUUCAUGCAUAAUUCGGAUUAUUAUUCUCUCUCUCAUAGAACUUGAUACCUAGAUUUGUUUUCAUUAAAAUUUAUUUUAUGAUUGCUUUCCUUUAUUUUCGUGAAUUUAUCUAAGAUGAGGUUUUGAUCUUUUUAAAUGAAAGAAUCUAUAUUCGGAAACUAAAACAAAUAAUUUUUUACAAUACUUAGUUAAUCUAUGCUAAACAUGAUAAAUGAACCAAAAUUAAAUACAUAUCCGUGCUCAGCUAUGCAAGUUAGUGAGCAGUAAGGCAUGAUCAGAGUGAAUAAGAAGUCCACUAUACAUAUGUGGUUGUUUGGAGAUAAAAGUUGUAUAGAUUUAUGAAUUGAAAAAAUUACUACAAUUCAUUAUAUUUAAAAAUUGAAGCUACUUUAAUUACAGAUUUGAAAAAAACGAAUUUAAAGACCAUUAUAUUCCAUUAGAUUUUAAAGACCUAUAAUUUAUUUAAUAUUCCAAAACUCCAAAUUCCUUAAAUACAAUUAAAGUUUCACCAUUAGAUAUAUUAAAAUUAUAUUCUAGAACAAUAUUCAACUGUAAGUUUUCAACUAUUACACGUUUUUAAAAAAAUUAUUAAGUAUUCUUCGUUUUUUGAAAAUGGGGUGUUUAUAUUUUAAAUAAGUUGUUGGAGAACUUUUUCUUUUGCUGAGUUUAUUCGAGAUAAGACUCCGACCUUUUGAAAUAAGAGAAUUUAUGUUAUAUACGUAAUUAUAUUUUGUACAAAACUCUAAAAUCUCAGACUUGAUUCAGGACUUACAGCAAUUCAUGAUUUAUUAAUUAAUUGUUUUAAAAAGAAUAUAGAUACUUGCUUAAAACCUUAAAGUAAAAUAACAUCACCAACUCUAUUACUACAGUGUGAAAUAAAUACUACAAAACUACUGAUAAUAUUAAAACUUCAACAAAACUUCUGAUAAUAUGCGUAUAUAAUUUUACUCUGAAAGUAUAAAUACAUGUAUCUUUUCCUACACAAUUGAAAAUGAUGUAUUUAUGACUUUGAAGCUAUUUAAAUUAAACUUUGUUGUUUUCGAUAUCUAAAAUAAAAUAUAAUUAACAUAAACUAAUUAGUCUUAGUUAUAAUCCAAUUCCUCAUUUUUACUCAUUUGAGUUCGUUUUUUUAUAUUCUUUUGUAAAAAAACAAUUCAAGUUCUGAGUAUAUGAAAAUUUUAGAUUCAUAAUGAACUAUAUUUUUGUUUAGGAUCAAUACUGAGUUUCUAUUCUUAUUUGUAUGUUUAUAAAUUGUAUUAUCCUUUGCUUUUCAUUAUAUGGUUAUUCAGAAAUUUAUAUGGAAUAUAUCAUUAACUAUACUUUGACUAUUUGGGAAAAAAAAGGCGCUGUCUAGAUGUGAUCAAGCAAAAAAAAGGAAUAAGGAAGGAUGAAAUUUCACAUAAAAAUAACACAUCAUAUCUGGAUAUAUUUAAAUAAAUACUUACAAAUAUAUUAUAUUUUUGAUAUUUUUAAAUUAAUUAAACAAAAACUAAAUUAUUAGAAAAUAAAAUACAAAUAAAACUAUAUUAAUAUUUUGUAACAUCAAAAUAAUAAUUGAAUACAAAAUAUAUUAUGUUAAUAAAUAGAUUAUAGAUUUUAAAGACCUCUAUAUAUUAUUUUAGUUCGGGAUUUUUAAUAAAAUACCUGCUAUUAUGAUUUCUAUUAUAGCUGGAAAGAUUAACUACCCAAAUCAAUUUAGUUUAAAUACUACAAAUACAACAGUUAUUGCAAACCAAAAAAAAAAAAAAAAAUAAACACCACCAUCACUAUUAAGCCCAUUUUCAAAAUCGAUUUAUUUUGGGAACCAUAUUACCAUUUCCUAGCUAUUUAUUCUACCCAUUACUAUCGUUAUUAGUUUAUUUAAAUCAUA
This is a messenger RNA of Brassica rapa (field mustard), 6781 nucleotides long. RefSeq lists its product as uncharacterized. Lineage: Eukaryota; Viridiplantae; Streptophyta; Magnoliopsida; Brassicales; Brassicaceae. The record is from RefSeq and is a predicted model, not a curated record.